AUGGAGGAGGCAAUGUCUCAUGGCGCGAAUCCUCGACGGAAGCGAGCCAGCAAAGCCUGUGUAGCUUGUCGCUCACGCAAAGUGCGAUGCGACGUCACCCAUAGACCGCAUCAGUGCACAAAUUGUGCCCUUGAUAACAUCCAAUGUGUUGUGAAAGACAGACGCACGAAAUAUCGAAAACGAUCUCCUGUCGUUCUCGAAAAGCAGCAGCGGACACAAUUCAGACACAGCUUACAGGCAAUCUUACCAAAGGACCCAAGCUCUGCUGUGUCGGAUGACAUGGACACCCUAAACGAUCCAUGUCUAGAGCCAGGUCACUCAGUGGAAUGUGGCCCUGAAAGCCCGUCUAUGUGCUUCGAGGCGGUUUGGGAUGAACCUGAGAUAAGUUUCCCUGCCGAACGAUUCAUUCAAGGUCCAACCGAAAGUCGUGACAAAGAAUCUGAAAUCUUUGACAUGGUUCUCAACCAGCGCAAAGAUUCUGACUUCACAGUUGUCUCAGACAGCUCUCGGCUACAUCAAACAGAGUCAAAGCCAGCCCCAAACUUCGAUGCAACGAUGUCUGGCCAAUCGCAUAUUAUAUACUCAUACUACUCUUUCCUUGACCUCGAUAUCUCUGGUUUAUUACCCGAUGAUAUAAACUACCUCGAAGGCCAAGGCUGUUUUCGUGUCCCUACUCCGGAAGCCUUGGAUGAGUUUGUUCAAGAGUACUUUUUGCAUGUUCACCCGGCGCUUCCAUUGCUGGAUGAAGCCUGGUUCUGGACCAUCUAUUCGAGGCCUGCACGCGGCAGAUCAAAUCUCUCCCUUUUUGUCUUCCAAGCCAUGCUAUUCACUGCAUGUAGUUUUCUACCAUUUUCAACCCUGAAAAGUCUUGGAUUUGCUUCAGUACAUAACGCACGGAACACAUACUACCGUCGCAGUAAGCUCUUGUUUGAUCUUUGCAGUGAGAGGAACCUUGUGUCCAGUACGCAGGGGGCACUAUUGCUAUCCUACAAUGGAACAAUGAAGGAUCAGAAACGUACCAAUUCAAUCUGGCUCUCAACUGCAAUCCACUUGGCUCAAGCCGCAGGUGCGGAUCAAUUCCAUACCAGCCUAAACCCGAGUUUGACUUCGGUAAAUGAGCUGAAACGACUUUGGUGGUGCUGUAUAGUACGGGACCGAAUACUUCCUCUUGGGAUGCGACGACAACUACACAUUACAUCACUUGAUGUGGCUCACACCAACUACUUGCCUACCGAGAAAGACUUUUGGCGAGAGAUUGACGGGUCCCAGGUCUACGCACCACAAACUAAACGAACGCUAGUCCGGUUAUUCAUCACGCUGUGUGAGCUGACUGUUCCACUCACUGAUGUCAUCAAGAUCGUUUAUCCUACAGGCCGCUUGACUGAUAUUCAUUCACCAGUGGUUCAUGAUGCCCAAAAGGGACGGGAAUCACUGCAGUCGUGCGAGGCUGGCUUGGAAGCUUGGUUCGAAAGGGCAACCAUCCAGUUUCCAACGCCUGCUGGUAUCAUCACUCGUGAGGGGUCUCUUGUGCUAUACACAAACUUACUCUACAUAUACUACUACGCUGCCUGCUUCGCCCUUUAUCAGCACAAGGCCUUUAUCAUCAGUCAGGAACAGACCAAAGCGACUUCGGACCUGCAACAGACUAAGAGCAAAAUCGAAGAUGCUGCCCUUGGCAUCACUGAGAAUCUCAAAGAGCUUAUCCAACUGAGGUUAGAAAGGUUCUUGCCAAUCAGCAUUGCUGCAUAUAUCGCUGUUCCUCUAGUGCUACACAUCCUUGAUGUUAGACUUGCAAAGAGGCCACUACAGAUAGCCCAGAAGCAAGGAAAGCUCAAUGUUUAUGUCGAAACCAUGAAGACUAUGCAGAAACUCUAUGAUGGAGUUGAUGAUGUUUGGACCUUCAUCAGAACAGCUAUGGAUUAUGCCACGAUACAGGACGCAGAGAAUGAGACAAGCUCACCUAAUGGUUCCUGCAUUGACGCUGUCGGAUGUCUGGGAUCGAAAUCCCAAUUGACCAAAGGCAACGAUUAUGCCAACGACUGGGGUAAUGUCCUCGUCAUGGAACCUAUUUUAUACUUCCGGCUUUCUCGAACUAUCGACCACUCGUUAGCUCUCGGGCGAUACUCUGAGGACUCUACCCUUGGUCACGCUGCACCUCAUACGCGUCUACCUUCUCCUAGGCUCUUGACCAUCGACAUAGGUUCCCCUGAGCAAACUGUCGAUGACACCGCUUGCGAGCACUACAAGGCGCCAAGAGCGGAUGCUAAAUCACCCGAGGUUAGCCAAGAUCAGUUUUCACUAGGACCUCAGAUGCUGGAUGAUAUGCAUGAGUUUGUUCAUUAUGACUUUGGAAUGGAUGAUAUGCAGGCUCCGAUAGACUUUAACAGGUCUGAGCGACAGGCUGGAGAAACUGAUGUCUUGAUUCUGUAG
Fusarium fujikuroi IMI 58289 is the source of this 2430-nucleotide messenger RNA. Its product is annotated as related to cutinase transcription factor 1 beta. NCBI's taxonomy places the organism in Eukaryota, Fungi, Ascomycota, Sordariomycetes, Hypocreales, Nectriaceae. The coding region runs from base 1 to 2430 and encodes 809 amino acids. The record is from RefSeq and is a predicted model, not a curated record. Gene Ontology annotation, biological process: DNA-templated transcription; regulation of DNA-templated transcription. The transcript has 6 exons. Gene Ontology annotation, molecular function: DNA binding; zinc ion binding; DNA-binding transcription factor activity, RNA polymerase II-specific.